This is a messenger RNA of Dipodomys spectabilis (banner-tailed kangaroo rat), 1525 nucleotides long. RefSeq names its product amnion associated transmembrane protein (gene Amn). The transcript is spliced from 12 exons. Gene Ontology annotation, cellular component: endocytic vesicle; apical plasma membrane. Lineage: Eukaryota; Metazoa; Chordata; Mammalia; Rodentia; Heteromyidae. The coding region runs from base 44 to 1417 and encodes 457 amino acids. Gene Ontology annotation, biological process: intracellular protein localization; receptor-mediated endocytosis. The record is from RefSeq and is a predicted model, not a curated record.
GCGCGGGCAAAGUCUCGCAGGCGCGCGGGCGGCGGCGGGCGCGAUGGGCGCAGCGGACCGGCUCCUGCUGUGGCUGCAGCUCUGCGCGCUCACCCGGGCCGCCGACAAAGUCUGGGUCCCCAACACCGGCUUCGAGACCGCCGCCAACUGGAACCAGAACCGGACCCCGUGCGCGGGCGCCGCCGUCCAGUUCCCCGCGGACAAGGCGGUGACUGUCCUGGUGCGCGAGAAUCACGCCAUCUCCGACGUGCUCCUGCCGCUGGAUGGAGAGCUGGUUCUGGCCUCGGGAGCGGGAUUCCGCGUGGCGGGUGAUGGCCCGCACCCCAACUGUAACGCCGGGGGCCCCGCGGUCUUCCGCAAUCCGGACCGCUUCUCGUGGUGGGACCCGCACCUGUGGCGUACCCGGGACGAGGCGCAAGGCCUCUUCUCUGUGGACGCCGAGCGCGUGCCCUGCAGCGACGACGACGUCUUCUUCCCAUCCAAUGCCUCCUUCCGCGUGGAGCUCGGCCCGGGCGCCAGCCCCGCGCGCAUCCGCAGCCUUUCAGCCCUGGGUCAGACGUUCACGCGCGACAGGGACCUGGCGGCCUUCCUGGCGUCCCGCGAGGGCCGUCUGCGCUUCCACGGGCCGGGCUCGCUGAGCCUGGGCUCCCAGCCCUGCGCCGACCGGUCCGGCUGCGUCUGCGGCAACGCGGAGGCGCUGCCGUGGAUCUGCGCCGCGCUGCUCCAGCCCGUGGGCGGCCGCUGCCCGGCCGCCGCCUGCCGCUCCGCCCUGCGGCCCCUCGGCCAGUGCUGCGACCUGUGCGGCGCCGUCGUGUCGCUGGACCACGGCCCCACGUUCGACCUGGAGCGGUACCGAGCCCGGGUGCUGGACCUCUUCUUGGCUCUGCCCCAGCACCGGGGCCUGCAGGUGGCGGUGUCCAGGGUGCCGCGCUCCCCCGCGGCGCGCGCGGCGGGCACGGAGAUCCAGGUGGUGGUGGCCGAGGCGCGGCCCGUGGCCGGUGCUGCGGAGCAGCUGGCCCGCGCCCUGGUGGCCGACGCGAAGGAGCACGGCGCGGCCCUGGGGGUGAUGUCCGCGGCCCUGCGGCUGUCGGGCGAGCCCGUGCGGGGCGACACCGUGGAACAGGAAGGACCCGGGGCCCGCGCGGGGCUGGCGGCUGGCGUGGGGGCCGCCGUGCUGCUGGCGCUGCUGGGGACCCUGCUGCUGCUGUGCCGCACCGGGAGGCUCAGGUGGAUGCGGCGCGGCGCGCCCGAGCCCGCGCCCACAGAGGUGCCCCUGGGCUUCCGGAACCCCGUGUUCGGCGAGGCCGCCUCCGUGGAGCUGCCGCCCAGCCUGGCCCCGGAGAGCGUCGACGCCCGCCAAAGCUACUUCGUCAACCCGCUCUUCACCUUCCCCGCCGAGGCCGAGGCCCAGGCCUGACCGCGGCUGCCCCGCCCGCCGUCGGCCUGGCCCCCGACCUCUGCCCUCUGACCCCGACCCUCCCUGCUCUCUCCUUGGACGCCAAGAACCAAUAAAGGGUUGUCUGUG